Molecule: messenger RNA, 640 nt
Organism: Gavialis gangeticus (Gharial)
Lineage: Eukaryota; Metazoa; Chordata; Crocodylia; Gavialidae
Gene: NDUFB3
Product: NADH:ubiquinone oxidoreductase subunit B3
Exons: 4
Coding region: 196-504 (102 amino acids)
Biological process (GO): mitochondrial respiratory chain complex I assembly; electron transport chain
Cellular component (GO): mitochondrion
Source: RefSeq, a predicted model, not a curated record
GCACCACGGAAUCUGCCUGCCUGCCGGCGUUUCCGGCCGGGCUCGUUAGGAAGCGUACUUCCGGUUCCGGGUGCACGGUGCCCGCAGGAGGGUCGCGGAGCGGACAGUUUCCAGUACUUUGAUAGAUCUAGCCUCACUGACUGCAUUGGAGACUGCACGGUUGUACUGAACCACAAAACAGCUUUUCCUACAGGCAUGGAUCAUGGACAUGAGCAAGGGCACGGACAUGGGCAUGGCCAUGGGAAAGUGGAACUCCCUGACUAUAGGCAAUGGAAGAUAGAGGGUACUCCACUACAGGAAGUGCAAGAAAGACUGGCUAGGCGAGGUCUCAAGGAUCCAUGGGGCCGCAAUGAAGCAUGGAGGUAUAUGGGUGGCUAUGCAAAGCCUGUCACUCUUCUAGAUGUUGCCACCAAAGGUCUCAAGUGGGGAUUUGCAGCCUUUGUGGUAGCUCUUGGAAUCGAAUAUGCACUAUAUCCUCCAAAGAAAAAUGGGGGACAUCACUGAAGGUGGAAUAACGGAAUGGAACAUAACAUUACUCGCUCAGUUGAAGAGGAAUCCGUGUACUUUAUUAUACAGCGGCUGGCUGCUUUUGCUGUAAUUAUAAAGAUGCCUAUUAAAGUUUCUCAUAGGCAAGAGCACC